Fulvia fulva is the source of this 279-nucleotide messenger RNA. RefSeq lists its product as uncharacterized. NCBI's taxonomy places the organism in Eukaryota, Fungi, Ascomycota, Dothideomycetes, Mycosphaerellales, Mycosphaerellaceae. Bases 1 to 279 code for a protein of 92 amino acids. The record is from RefSeq and is a predicted model, not a curated record. The transcript has a single exon.
AUGGCGAGCAGUUACGAAGUACUGCAGGGCUUCUUCGGCGAGUUGUCGGACGACUGGAACGACCUCUCAGCACUAGACAUCGCACCUAGACCUCAGCUGUCGUACCAAGAACAAGCACGAGCAGUUUUUCUGCCGUAUACACAGCCCGGCACCAAAUCAUUCGUCGAUGUGCAUUUAUCAGCGACAGGAGCUUCGUCCAACUACUGGGAAGCCGCUCUCAGUUACAAGGAUAAACGCUCUAACUCGUCAAAGACCCCAACGCCACAAAGUUCCGCAUAG